ACUCUACAUCACCAACAUUAUGGGGGUCGGCAGGCCAACUAUGGGUAUCACCAGCCCCGUUAAGGUGACAGCCAACAUCUUUGUGUCCUUCAUUGGUGCUGGGAUGUUGGGGCUGCCAUAUGCCUAUAGAGAGGCUGGCAUUAUGGAAGGAGCAUUGAUCAUGGCAUUGGUUGGCUAUCUCAGUGUGUCAGCCAUGCUCAUGCUUAUCGACUGUAAGUAUGCUAUCCUCACCUCAGGUGGUAGGGCAGGUGGCCGAUCUAUUGUCAUGGACACAAAGGUACCACUCAUUCCACCAGACUCAUCAGACGACGAGGACGAUGAUGAGCGACAUCCUCCCACUCCCUCAACAGAUCUGACUUAUGGGGAUGUGGGACUGUAUGCUCUGGGGCCAGGUGGCAAGAGGCUCGUAGACAUUGCAAUUGUUGUCUCUCAGAUUGGGUUCUGCUGUGGGUACCUGAUAUAUUUAUGUAAGAACCUCAACAUAUACAUACCAAGAUUCAGUCAACGAUUAUGGCUGAUGCUACUGUUACCUCCUCUUUACUGCCUCACGUUACUGAGGCACCUCAACAAACUGGCCAUAUUCAGCCUAUUUGCACAGGUUUCCAAUGUGCUCGCUCUAACAGUGGUCUUCUGGUUUGACUUCUCUCACUCAGAGGAGGUGCCUUUUACUCCAAAGGAGUUUUCCAUAAAGGGGUUUCCUUUCUUCUUUGCUGUAGCUAUCUAUUGCUAUGAGGGUGCAGGAAUGAUCCUCUCACUUGAAGAGUCAAUGGCAGAGCACAAGCGUGAUAAGUUUCGCUCCAUCUUUGUUUGUACGAUGUCGGGACUAACAAUGCUCUAUAUCUGCUUUGGAGUGUCUGGCUAUGCAUCAUUUGGCCCGCAUACCAAAGACAUCAUCACACUGAAUCUUCCUCAUGGAACUGGAGUAGUGAACUUUGCAGCCAUGGUCAAGAUCUGCCUUGGGGUCUCCCUCUUCUUCACAUAUCCAAUGAUGAUGUUCCCGGUUACUCACCUGAUGGACAAAACUCUGGGAAUUGUCAACAUUUCAUACAGAGGAAAUAUAUUGCGGUUAAUACUUGUUGUACUGACUGGAUUGGUGGUGAGUGCAGUACCCAACUUUGCUAUUCUGAUGAGCUUGGUUGGUGCAACAUGUUGCACUCUCCUGGCCUUCAUUCUUCCAGCUGCCUUCCAUCUCUCAAUAUUCAAACAGCGACUCUCCAGGCGACAGAGGUAUUUCGACAUUUUGUUGAUAACGCUGGGUGCUAUUGGAUCCGUCGUUGGUCUGUGCGAUGCUUUCAACCGCAUGAAUCAAGGACACGACUCAUUGAUUGACGUCAAUGAGUUUUCAUCGUAAUUUCAAGAUGAGGUUUAAGGAAGCUUAGAUACUUCAAACUACUGCUCUUCUUCAAGCUCUGUGAGGAAAAGAAUGUCACCCAUUUCAUUACAGUCUUGCAUAUCCUGUGCCAUCACUAAAACAAGACAGCUUAUUCAGAACAUCAUCCAUUAACUUUGAUCAAGAUAAAUUCUGUGAAUCUGUCCAUCAAGAUGUUCCUCUUAAUCACAAUAUUUCCUCAUCCUGUUGUGCAAGUAACCCUCACUGCCUGGUACUUCAACAAACACUCCACCAGCUGUAUCUCAUAAACAUUUCCUCUCCUCCAUGCUCUACUUGUCUACUUGCUGUACACCCUCAUUAUUAACCCCUACGCCCCAGGCUAGGGUGCCCUUGGCCGUAUCAUCCACGCGGGGUAAAUCGAGAAAAUAACUUUUCCUAAAAUAAUAUUGAACCUUUUUAAAUGAUAAAACAAUAAACAAAUAAUUAAGAAAAACUCGAUAUUGACCCUCUAGAAACUUCCCUGGGGCCUCAGUGGCGAGGGAGAUAAGGGGACAGUGUUCUUUUGACGGCUAGCACCCGUGAUCACUACGCACUUAACGGCCAUUUUUUGCUUGUCUUUGUGUCUGGGAUGGCCAGUAAUGCUUAUAUUUACUGAUCAUAAUACAGUACUUAUUUCUUAAAGAUAAUAAAUUUUGAAUAUUUUAGUUGUUUUUUUUAUAAAAAGUGCUCGGUAACACACACGCAGUCUGUCGCCAGGUUGUAUUUGUGUUUGGUAGAGCAAGUAAUGCAUAUAAAGGAUUAUCGGAAUAAUAAUUCUACAAAUAAAUACAUUUAUAACAUAAUCAUAGAAUUGUUUUCCAGUAAUACUACACUACUUUUAGCAAUAGUACUUUGAUACAACAUAAUAAAAUGGACAAACAAUGAAAAUGAAACAAACAAAAGUAGGUACUUACAUUCAGGAAGCUCCACUGUGGCCGAGCGUGUGGUGUGACAUGCAAAUAGUCACACUGGAACAUGAUAACCCACGCUGGGCAUUCAAACAAUGCAGCGAAAAGGCACACGUUCCGGAACAUCAACUGGGGCGUAGGGCGUUGAUCACUAUGUAGUCUUUAUUUAUCUUCUGUAUUAAACUUUCAAUGUUGCUCCUUGGCCUACAAACAAUGACUGUAGGAUUUACAUUAUUCUUUGUAACAUGCACACACCACUUAUCAUCCAGCUAUGAUACAAUGGUAUGAGUUAUUAAGGAUGUCACCUUCGUUGGCGAGCUCUAAGGGGACUCGAGAGGCUGAUCCGGGAUUGGCAGGGCCGUCCGCCGAUGUUGCAUGUGUGGAGGGCUACAUCUAGUGUGGGAGGGCUGGCAGCGUCUUAGUACCACUGUACACAAUUGCCACCCACAUCACCCCCACCACAUUGUGAGGAUAUGCCCUGACAGUGACCUGUAGUCUAGUAAGGGUUACCCAAUAUUCCGUGGAAUUUGAGUCAACCCAGGACACCUGCCUCUUAGGCCUGGCAUCAUAUUACAGAUUGAAACAGGAUAUGUGAACCAGUUGGGUUUUUCCUAUAAGCUGGUGAGGAUAUGGUCCUACUGGUCUCAUGCAGGCAGUCCCCGGGUUACGUACGAGUUCCGUUCCUACGGACGUUCUUAAGUCGAAGCACACACCGUACUUAUAUAACAAGGUCUAAAAUCCCACUACUGUAUAUUAUAGCCUAAACCUUUAUAUACAUCUAAAAUCAAUUAAUUUAUGAGAAAAGAAAUAGAAUGACAAAAUACAAUAAAUGAAAGUAAUAAAUAAGGCCUCAGGUGUAAGUAGUGGGCAGCUAUCAAACAGGUACGACUGCCUGGGAAGAUAUUGGAAGCCUAAUGUGCCUUGGUGGGCUAAUCUCCAAAAAAUUUUAUUUAUUUAUUUUUAACUUUACAGGACCUUGUUCGUAAGUAGGCUGUACAUAACCUGUGGACCUCCUGUAUUGGCUUACACUGGAUAUAAAUUACAUGUUACCUCCGGAAUGGGAAUUUGAAUCCACAACCAGUGGACUGCCAGCCAACCCAGUAUGGUAACCAGUCCGCCACCAUACAGUAGUGCACCUCUCUCUCUCUCCUUCAAUAAUCAUACGUUUUCUUUUCAGCAACAUGUAUAAAUAUUUGGUUAUAUGGAAUGUAAUGUAAUGUUUGGAUUUGAAGGAUUUCAUUUGAGUUGUGAUUGGUUGAUAAUUUAAUUUUUGUAAUUGAUUUCACUGAACAGAAGUUGAUGCCUGUACUGUAUUUAAUGUUUCUACUGAAUGCUUCUUGUGUUUUAGUGUAGUGUACUUUAAUCCAGUUAUUAAGAAAGCUAUUUUUGUUACAAGCUUCUGGCAUUCCACUGCGCACUUCCUGCUCUUGUCUUUCAGUUGAAAGCUACUAUAGGAAAGCAAUGUAGCAUUAAUCAGGAUGUAAUUAUUGCUUCCUUAGAUGGACUAUUUCAGAGCUCUCUAUUUUUUGUAAUUUGUAGUCCUUUGACACUUGACAAUCUUUUCACUUUUUUGUGAAGUAACAGAGUUCUCUUACAAAGUGUACAUACAUAAGUCUUACUGCUUUUUAAGCAAGUAUAUUUAGCAAUAAUAUAUUUUGAGCUUGCAAAAAGAUUGCAUCAAAAUAGAGUACAGUACAGUAGCCUCUAACUAUGAUUGUCAACUUGUUAUUUAGAUAUUUAUCCUUUUAAGAAAUUAAAUGUAUAUACAUUACAAUAUUCUAAAGGAGUUUUAUCACUGGUCACGUAAAGACUACAAUAUUGUAAGGCUACCCUCGACUGGCAGGAUAUUGACCUCGGGUAAUAACCACUUUACUACUAGACCCAACAUUGAACCUUCUGCUAGUCUAGGGUGUGAUCCUGAUCCAAGGAUAUUAGUCACAUUAAUAUAUGUAGAUAAUGCUUAUCUAUGACAUGAGUACUGUACAGCACACAGUUAAUGUGACCAGGUUCAAACUUGGAGGUUACAGACUCGCCUUAGAAAAUGCUUAUUAUAUGUCAUGGGGUAACAAAAUUUACAGCAAAUUAAAAUCAUAGUAAAAAAAAUUUACUGUAAGAUCAUCAGAAUGUAUGCAAGCCAGUUUAACUAAACCUUGCAGCUGGUCCACCCAUUACAGUAUAGGCCUGUUGAUAACAUAUCCAUUAUCUUAGGGUUUUUUUUUUUUUUAAUAACAAUGCAGUAGUUGCUUGUUUUGCUACUG
Molecule: messenger RNA, 4535 nt
Organism: Homarus americanus (American lobster)
Lineage: Eukaryota; Metazoa; Arthropoda; Malacostraca; Decapoda; Nephropidae
Product: amino acid transporter ANT1-like
Exons: 10
Coding region: 20-1351 (443 amino acids)
Biological process (GO): amino acid transmembrane transport
Cellular component (GO): vacuolar membrane
Molecular function (GO): amino acid transmembrane transporter activity
Source: RefSeq, a predicted model, not a curated record